Pelmatolapia mariae (spotted tilapia) is the source of this 3349-nucleotide messenger RNA. RefSeq lists its product as uncharacterized. The coding region runs from base 1423 to 3333 and encodes 636 amino acids. The transcript has 2 exons. The record is from RefSeq and is a predicted model, not a curated record. Lineage: Eukaryota; Metazoa; Chordata; Actinopteri; Cichliformes; Cichlidae.
AGCAGUGCUUAUGAUUGUGCCAGAGCACAUUUUGAACAACACCAUGGGAAUUUCGGAUUUUACACAGGUGGUUGGAUGUUACACUCUGGAAAUGGAAGGAAGGAGCUACAAUUGCUGGUACCAUCAGAAGACACCUGUUGAGUGUGUUUUAUGUCUUCUGCAGGUACGUGAGCUUGUUAACAGUCAUCUUGUCUGUAAAGCACAAGCAAGUGAAAAUGUAAUGCGUUUCUGUUAAUUUGUCCACUAGAGGGAAAUGUUUAGCCGGUGAUACUUCUGUUAUCCUGUUAUUUUGUUUUAUAUGGUUGUGAAAUGUAUUUUGAUAAGUGAUAAGAUUUCUUUUUGUAUACAAGUACGGUGUGACAGACUGUAAAAUGGGAGAAAUUAUUGUUUUCCAUCUUUUCUUUAAUAAAAAGUUAAUUGUAAGUCUGUUAAGACAGCGCGCGUUUGCACUGUGAGGGAGCUACAAUUGCUGGUACCAUCUGAAGACACCUGUUGAGUGUGUUUUAUGUCUUCUGCAGAAUAAACCGUCAAAAGCCAACCUUUCUGAGCGUCUGUGAUUCAUGAAGAACGGAAGCGUUACACUGGUGCCGUGACCAUUCGGAUCUUCAGAUCAGCUUGAUGCUCAUCGCCGUGGCUGCUGUUAUGCUCCCCUGCUGUUCACAAGUUGAAUGUGGGUUGUUGUAACCAAGUGAGUUUAGACAAAAGAAACAAAAAUAAACAACCCAAAAACAAACAAAAAGGUGAGGGGUGUGAUUUGAAUAAGACAAAGGUGAAAGUGUCUGUGUUUUGAUAUACAACGUGUGGUUAUACACUCGAAUUAUUUGGACAUUAUUAUUAUAAUUUUUUUUCUCUUUUCCUCAUUUUGCUGCUAUUAUACUGUUAUUUUUCUUAUUUUUAUCUCUGUUUUUUUUUUUCUUUCCCUAACGGAGCGCACAUGCAGUUAUUAUCUUAAGUGUGUGACUUGGGGAUGGAUAAAUUUGUCACUCCAGUACUACCUAAGGGUAGAGGUGCCGGACUAGUUCAUGCAGUUGACACCAGUAAUGUCACACAGUUUGGUCCUGUGAGCAGUGACACUGGGCUAGGCCAAAGCCCGAGUUUUAUUCCCAUCGGUAGGGGUAUGGGUGAUUUGCCUCAGGUUUCCACUCCAAUUAGAGACAGUGAUGCUGUACACAGCUUUACUGACAUGGUUGAGCAAAUAGGAGCCCAGAUAGGUGAAUCCAUUGUUACUAAACUGUUGUCAGCUGGUGUUGUGAAUCUGACUGGUGACUCUAAGACUCAAACUGAGCAAUGUAACAGUACCGCUCGAGAUGUACCACAUGUAACUGUUCAUGUUAAGCCCAAUAAGGAGCUUCAAAUUUUUAGGGGUGAUGGCACAGACAGAUGUUCGGUUCAGGACUGGAUUGACAUGGCAACGACUUAUCUAUGGAAGCAAGAGGUCCCCUUCAUGGCCAGGCUGACGAAAUUAUUAGCCACUUAAUGGGGAAGGCCAGAGAUGUGGUCAGAGUGGCUCUUCGUAGUGACCCAGGUCUUGAUGUCAAACAGAAGCCUGAUCUGGUCUUUGGUGUCCUUCGCCAUUAUUUCAGUGACUCUUCAUCGUGCCUCCCUCUUGCUGACUUCUAUGCAACACUCCCUACCAGAAGUGAAAACCCGGUAGAUUAUUGGAUAAGACUGAACAAGGCUGCUGAACUAGCCAUAGAGGGGCUACGCAGACAGGGGCAGACAGCAACCCCUUUAACCCAUGAAGUAGCAUGUAUGUUCGUGAAACAUUGCCCUGACCCUGAGUUGUCUUAUGUUUUCAAGUGCAAGCCUGUCCAUGAGUGGACUGCUCGGGACGUACAACAAAGGAUUGAUGAUUAUCAAAGGGAGGUGAGAGCUAAUGGUAGAGCCAGCGGCGCUGCACAGUUGAAGGGCUGUAAUUCUACGAUCACCGCCGUGCACCCGAACACCUCACCUGCAGCUGCUGUGCCAGAGGGAUGCUCCCGAAGCUUCUCGCCCCCAUCCUCAGGUUUUCAGGGGUUGGUGGGCUCGUUCCCCUCCACCGCUGCAACACGAGAGCCCCUCAUCGGAAGUCUGAGUUUCUCCCCUUCGACUGCGGUGAGUCAAAAUCUUCAACAGUCAGAGGAAAGGCUCAUGGGUCAGAUGGUGGAUAUGUUUCAGGCCAUGAUGGAGAGAAUGCAGCACCACAACACUCAGACACCAAGGAGGGGGGCGUUUAAUCAGUUUUCACGAAAUAGACGGAGGAGAGAGGAUGCCUGCAAAGUCUGCAGUGAUCCGAGACAUACCACAGCAUCACACUGCCUAUCUGAUAAACUGUGCUUUUCAUGCUUUGCUCCUGGCCAUGUUCGGUUGUCCUGCCCGGCUAGUACAGGUCGGCCAGGUCCAGCCGGAGGGAAACUAGCCGACCUGUAUUCGGUGGGAGGCAGUGCAGGUCUUACGGGAUACUCCCAAACUAUUGAUAUCUGUGAUGCGGAGUCAGUGUAUGAAGAGGCCAGACAGAAAUGCAAAGAUUCUGAAGUUAUUUUUCAGAACAUUCACAAAGUCGGCAAUAGUGACAGUCUUUUCUACACUCCGGUCACUUUCGGUGGGCUUUUGAAAAUGGGUGGUAUGCUGGACAGUGGUUCCAUGGCCUGCAGCAUGAAUGAAGCAGCUGAGGUGACGCUGCGUGACUCUGGACUGAUAUCUGAUCAAGAUGUUAUCAAAGUGGAUGUGACUCUUGUUGGGUGUGGAGGGCUACGUGUGAAGCCUAAGUAUGCCCUCAAUGUGGAGAUGGAGGUGUAUGGCUGCAGAAUGAUAGUUCCCAUUCUGGUGGUUCAAGGGCAGCUUGACGACCUGAUACUGGGGACGAACGUCAUAAAGCACAUAUUACACCAGUCUAAACGUUGUGAGCCCUACUGGAACACGGUCUCCAGUAAUUGCUCUAAGACCAGCCUUGAGACUGAAAACUUUCUGUCGAUGCUUUCUGGUUUGACCCCAUGGAAAGAUUCGGACGUCCCGGACAGAGUAGGCACAGUUAGGUGUAACUCAGCUGUGUGCCUUGAACCGGGUCGCGAAUAUCUGUUAUGGGGAAAACUACCAAAGAACGUCAAUGUCUCCCCUGGCAGCACAGUGAUGACAGGGCCCUCGUCAUCCCGCUCAGCACCCAGAGGGAUUUUGGUUGCUAGAUUGGUUACUCCCUUGUGGGGUGACAGAUGGGUCCCAUUGAAACUGAUCAAUGUGUCUGAGCAGCCUGUACAUCUGCGACGUAACGCCAAACUAGCAGACGUGUACUCCUGUGUGGCGCUUGAGGACUUUGAUGCUUCCCCAGAUAGCAAGGAAACAUUGAAACAAUGUUGAGUCAAUAUCAGGCGAU